Molecule: messenger RNA, 2096 nt
Organism: Xiphias gladius (swordfish)
Lineage: Eukaryota; Metazoa; Chordata; Actinopteri; Istiophoriformes; Xiphiidae
Gene: ik
Product: IK cytokine
Exons: 20
Coding region: 165-1808 (547 amino acids)
Biological process (GO): mRNA splicing, via spliceosome
Cellular component (GO): nucleus
Source: RefSeq, a predicted model, not a curated record
AGAAGAAGAAGAAGAAGAAGAAGAAGAAACAACAGAAACAGAAACAGCAGCAGCAGCAGCCAUAGUCGAAGCCACCGCCAAGUGAAGCUAACUGACCGUCAGUUUCUGUUACUGGUGGAACAGACUCGUUUUCACCGUUAAGGGGGGACCAACGCACCGCUGAGAUGCCUGAAACUGAAAGUUACUCCAACCCUCUGGCUCCUGAUGGUCACGAGGUGGACGACCACAGAGCUGCAGCUCAGUCUAAACUGACCAAUGAUGACUUCAGGAAGUUACUGAUGACACCGCGGGCGGCGCCCUCCUCAGCCCCGCCCUCCAAGUCCAGACACCAUGAAAUGCCAAGGGACUAUAACGAGGAUGAGGAUCCUGCUGCGAGGAGGAGGAAGAAGAAGAGUUACUAUGCUAAGCUACGUCAGCAGGAGAUGGAGCGAGAGAGAGAGCUGGCUGAAAAGUACCGAGACCGAGCAAGAGAGAGACGAGAUGGAGUCAACAAAGAUUACGAAGAGACAGAGCUGAUUAGCACCACAGCUAACUACAGAGCUGUAGGACCCACUGCUGAGGCAGAUAAGUCAGCAGCAGAGAAACGUCGGCAGCUGAUCCAGGAAUCUAAGUUUUUGGGAGGUGACAUGGAGCACACUCACUUGGUGAAAGGUCUGGAUUUUGCUCUGCUGCAGAAGGUGAGAGCUGAGAUCACCAGUAAAGAGAAGGAAGAAGAAGACAUGAUGGAGAAAGUCCAGAAGGAGGCCAAGAAAGACGUGGAGCCGGAGGAGAAGAUGGAGUUCAAGACUCGUCUCGGUAGGAACAUCUACCGCGUGGUGUUCAGGUCCGGUCUGGUGGAGAGGAACGAGCUCUUCCUGCCCGGCAGGAUGGCGUACGUGGUCGACCUGGACGAUGAGUUCACCGACACCGACAUCCCAACAACUCUGAUCCGCAGCAAAGCCGACUGUCCCAGCAUGGAGGCUCAGACGACUCUGACCACCAACGACAUUGUGAUCUCUAAACUGACGCAGAUCCUGUCUUACCUCAGACAGGGAACACGACACAAGAAAAUCAAGAAGAAGGACAAAGGUAAACUGGAUGAUAAGAGGGCUCCCGAGGCUGACCUGAGUAUCUUUGACGACAUCGGGGACUACAUCCCGUCCAACGCAUCGUCUGCCAAACCUCCCAAAGACAAAGACAGACACCGAGACAGAGACAGAGACAGAGAGAGAGAGAGAGAGAGAGACAGAGACAAGGAGGACGACAGCAAGAGCAGGAGACACAGCUACUUCGAGAAACCGCGAGGAGACGAACACCAGGUCAUGGAGGUGGACACAGGUCCCGGAUCAGUCAGAGAGCAGAUCAAGAUGAUCAAUGAGAAGUUUGCGGGAGCAGCAGGCAGCCAAUGGCAGAGCCAGGAACCUGGUUCUCAGCGGAGAGACGGCGGCAAAGAGCAGCUGGGAGAUUUCUUUGGAGGAUCAAACUCAUACGCGGAGUGUUACCCUGCUACGAUGGACGACCUAGCUGUGGACAGUGAUGAGGAGGUGGACUACAGUAAGAUGGACCAGGGUAAUAAGAAGGGUCCGCUGGGCCGGUGGGACUUUGACACUCAGGAGGAAUAUUCAGACUACAUGAACAACAAGGAGGCUCUGCCCAAGGCGGCCUUCCAGUACGGCAUCAAGAUGUCUGAAGGCAGAAAGACUCGACGUUUCAAAGAGACCAAUGAGAAGGCCGAGCUGGACCGACAGUGGAAGAAGAUCAGCGCGAUCAUAGAGAAGAGGAAGAAGAUGGAGGCUGACGGGGUGGACGUGAAGAGGCCCAAAUACUGAAGUCUUCCCUCCUUCCCUCCCCCUCGGCAGGGGACCCACGAUCACUAUCGAUCAGUGAUUAUCUGUUGUUAACGACCUGUAAUGGUCUGGUGUCACGCUUUGAAUAAAUUCAUGAAAGUGUAAACCGACGGUCAGAGGUCAUACAGAUGAUCCAUCAGCUGUGACUUGUUCUUUUUGCCUCAGACUUUGUGUGGUUAAACCCAGUAUCUGACGUUAUUGAUUAGUUUGAGAGAUUGGAAACAUGAAUCACCAUUAGACUCAUCAAUAAAACCCUGAUCUCAGAUCAUG